Messenger RNA from Moneuplotes crassus, 1442 nucleotides. NCBI's taxonomy places the organism in Eukaryota, Ciliophora, Spirotrichea, Euplotida, Euplotidae. The record is from the annotation of a GenBank genome assembly.
UUAAAUUUUGAGUAGCCAAAACCUGAAAUUAGAUGAGCAGAACUACUAAACUUAAGGAAUAUAAUAAAGCUAACCAGAAUAUGACCAAGAACCAGUCCACAGAUAGCUUUGGAAGGAAGAGAAAGUACUCAAGACCUAAGAGUUGAGUUAAGAAACAUAGAUCGAAAUCUAGGAUGUCGAUAUCUAAGCAUAUUACAAGAAAUGUACUGCCAAGAGCUCAUGAGACGAUUGCGUUGACUUCUAGAUGAACUUCCCCUCAGAUGGCUUUAUCAAGCUCACAAUUUUCCUCUUGCUAUAAAAAUAAGAUGCAGACAAAAGGGCUGGCUCAGAUGGUGGAGUCACUGACCGAAUCUCUUAAACAGAAGCAAAAGAAGUUGUCUAAAACAAGAGAAAAGAGACUGAAAAUAAAAGAUGAAAGAAAUGGCCUCAAGGAUGAAGUUACUCAUCUCAAAUAAAUACGUAAAGCAAUGUAAUAAAAGAGAGAAAGAACUUAAUGAUGACCUUGACAAACAAAGAGAACUAGCUAAGGAAGCCAUACAAACAAUGGAAGAAAUGUACCUCAGGUUUGAGAAGGAAAAAUAGCUAUAUUCAGAUGAAAUGACAAUCCGACUAUGAUCAAAAACUUCAGAGAGAAAAGGAGCGAUUUGACCAAAAGAUCCAUAUCUAUAAGAAAGUUAACUUCAUUGCUAGUAACGAUGCUAAAGAACUCUCCAAAGAUGAAAUUAACAUCGAUGACCCUAAUUCCUCCAUCGAAUACGCAAAAGCAUCCGUAAUGCUAACCAAAGUGUACAAAAUUAACAAAUCCCUCCAGGAAGAAAUCGACCAAUUAAAAGCCCAAAUCCUCACCAAAGACAAAGAACUCAAGUCCAAAACCACCAAAAUCACCCAACAACAUCAAGAACUUUCCUCCCUCCAAACCACCCUCAGCACCGCCCAAGAAACCAUCCACUCCAAAGACCAGGCUCUCACCUCCCUCAACCUAAAACUAGAAUUCCUCGAACAGACCCACUUGGCCAAGGCCAAUUUCUUCACGAACAAAGAGAAGUCUUAUAAGGAGAAGCUAGCCUCGCUUCAGAGUUAUGUAGACCAGAUUGUGGUGCAGGGGGCGCAGAGUCAGGAGAUGUAUGAUGAGAAGAAGCAGAAGUGGAAGAUGAAGGAGAAAAAGUUCAUAAGUGUUAUCAAGUCAAUGAAAGGUAGCGGAGAAUCAGAAUGGCUGAAUAUUUAUAAUAACCUAAUGGAGCAAAUAACUUCUUUGAAAAAGGAUGUAGAUCACUUAAGAGUUGAAAAGGAAAUAUUGACGAAAAGAUCUCAAAUUGAUAGUGGUAGACAAGCUAUGGUUUCGCUUGAAGGAACAAAUUAUAUAUCAGACAAAGAGAAUAUCCCAACAAAUGUCUCGGACUGUGGUUAUGAUUUCACAAAAAUAUAAAUGCUUACAAUUUUAA